GGCCUCCAAAGUUAAAACCAUCAGCCAGCUACACAUUAUAAAACUUCUUCACUCCAGUUCUAGGGUUUGCACUUUGGACCCUCCGCAGCAUCCCUUCUUUUCAGAGCCGUUGUAGCGCACGCGAAGAGAGCUGCUUGUGGAGCCACUCUGAAACCCUACCCAUGUCGCUCGUAGCGAAUGAAGAAUUUCAGCAUAUUCUUCGUGUAUUGAACACGAACGUGGAUGGCAAGCAGAAGAUCAUGUUUGCCCUUACUUCCAUCAAAGGUAUUGGGCGCCGUUUUGCCAACAUCGUCUGCAAGAAAGCCGAUGUCGACAUGAACAAAAGAGCUGGUGAGCUGUCAGCUGCUGAGCUUGACAACCUCAUGGUGAUAGUUGCAAAUCCCCGUCAGUUCAAAAUUCCAGACUGGUUUCUGAACAGGAAGAAGGAUUACAAAGAUGGAAAGUAUUCCCAAGUUGUUUCCAAUGCAUUGGACAUGAAAUUGAGGGAUGAUCUUGAACGAUUGAAGAAGAUCAGGAAUCACCGAGGUCUUCGUCACUACUGGGGUCUUCGGGUGCGUGGGCAGCACACCAAGACCACUGGUCGUAGAGGAAAGACUGUUGGUGUCUCCAAGAAGCGAUAAUCUGGAAACCAAGUUUUGUCUUCUCCGUCUGUUCUUGCUUCUGGCUUGCUUAUUUUGGAGUCUUCCAUUAGAGUAAACCUGCCGUAAUUUGAAACAAUGAGUGCACUUAUUGUAAUUCCUAUUGCUUUAGAUACAUGCCUAGUUAUUUUUCCUCCUAUUAUAUUUUUCGCAAUUUGGAAUAUUUUGGUAGUUUAAGAUUUUAAAAAAGCCUGAAGUCGUAUGUUUUUCCUGGAUGCAGUCUUUCUUUUUUCCCGGAAAUGAACUCUUGUAAACAAUGUGAGGUUGGCCUCUGAUCAAGGUGGCAAUUAGGGUGUUUGCCAUGAGGGAAAAUAUUUGUGAAUUUGUUUCUUUGGUGAA
Molecule: messenger RNA, 977 nt
Organism: Malania oleifera
Lineage: Eukaryota; Viridiplantae; Streptophyta; Magnoliopsida; Santalales; Ximeniaceae
Product: small ribosomal subunit protein uS13z/uS13y/uS13x
Exons: 4
Coding region: 162-620 (152 amino acids)
Biological process (GO): translation
Cellular component (GO): cytosol; small ribosomal subunit; ribosome
Molecular function (GO): RNA binding; structural constituent of ribosome
Source: RefSeq, a predicted model, not a curated record